CAUCAACAGUUGGAAAUCAAAAAUUACGAACAAUGAACGUGCAUUUGUCGAUUUUAAUUUUAACAUCAUUCAUACUAAGCGAUGCUUGGCAAACAUUAGAAGACAGGCGGUAUUCUCGAAAUCUAAGAGGGGACUACCAUUAUCACACUAAACGACACAUGCUGCCUCGGGAAGGCGAACCAAGAAAACGCGCUACUUCACAGCGACCAAAGGAAUUAAGAAAAAAGCCAUCAGGUCAUCUAACUCCUUUAAACGAAGAUGAUAUAGAAAAUGAUGAAGUCGUUUCCGUAGCAGUGGGACCACCAGCGAUCAGACCCAAAUACGACAAACUAUCCAAAAGUAAUGGAAAAUUAGUCCCAUCUAACAUUAAUGCUGGUGAUAAUAAAGCCAGCACUCUGGUUAAAGAUGUUUUAUUACAAUUAGGAAGAGAAUUAUUGUCACGUCAAGUAUCUGAAGAUUUUGUGUUUGGACAAUACCUUGGAAUGGCUAUGAAAAAUCUUACAGCGGAUUUGAAAUUGAGAAUGCAACAUGAAAUUUUAGAACUUAUAGUUAAAUAUCAGAAGAAAACUGAACCACAAACAACGACCACACAACCCGAGGAUAUAAGUACUAGCACUGUUUAUAGUGAAGUCAAAUAUAAAGGAGAACUAAUAGAGAAAGAAAAGAAAAACGACACGGAUGAAGGUUGGCCUGAUUUCAGUAAUUUAGCUAAAAUUGUUGGUUAAUAGAGAUCGUGCUGUUAACGGCUGAUAACUGUAUAUAAUUGUAUUAAGUAAAACUAUAUAAAGUUUAGUAGAAAAGUUGUAUACUUAUAAAUAAAAAUAGUAUUAUUACACGCUUUAUAUUAGCUUCACCUGUAUG
Pieris napi is the source of this 861-nucleotide messenger RNA. RefSeq lists its product as uncharacterized. The record is from RefSeq and is a predicted model, not a curated record. Lineage: Eukaryota; Metazoa; Arthropoda; Insecta; Lepidoptera; Pieridae. Bases 33 to 725 code for a protein of 230 amino acids. The transcript has 3 exons.